Molecule: messenger RNA, 2509 nt
Organism: Saccostrea cuccullata (small rock oyster)
Lineage: Eukaryota; Metazoa; Mollusca; Bivalvia; Ostreida; Ostreidae
Product: polyribonucleotide nucleotidyltransferase 1, mitochondrial-like
Exons: 25
Coding region: 67-2310 (747 amino acids)
Biological process (GO): mitochondrial mRNA catabolic process; mitochondrial RNA 3'-end processing
Cellular component (GO): mitochondrion; cytosol
Molecular function (GO): RNA binding; 3'-5'-RNA exonuclease activity; polyribonucleotide nucleotidyltransferase activity
Source: RefSeq, a predicted model, not a curated record
CCUUGCGUUUUGGCCGUCAACGUGAAAGAUGAUGAAAACUUCAAUGAGAAGUUAAUUAUAGAAACAAUGUCAAAAUUAAUUCAAGUGCCAUCAAAGAAAUGGCUGAAAUACAAGUGGUGUGGUGUGAUUAAACGAUUUCAAUCAGCUGCGUCAACAUCUGUGAAUCUUGGAAACGGAACACUUACAAUAGAAACAGGGAAACUGGCCAAAUUUGCAGAUGGUGCAGCAGUUAUAAAGCAAGGUGAAACCAGUGUUCUUGUGACAGCAGUGACAAAAAAUUUAUCUCAGCCAUCUUCAUUUCUUCCUCUAACUGUGGAUUACAGACUGAAAGCAGCAGCAGCUGGGAGGAUUCCUAUGAACUAUUUCCGUCGAGAGCGGGGUCCAUCAGAGAGUGAAAUCCUUACCAGUCGUGUUGUAGAUCGAUCAAUAAGACCUCUUUUUCCAGAUGAAAGUAGCAGGGAAAUUCAGGUGUGUUGUAAUGUACUAGCAGUUGAUGGAGAAAAUGAUCCCACGAUUCUCAGCAUCAAUGCAGCAUCAGCUGCCAUAGCCGUGUCCUCCGUACAGUAUCAAUGGAACGGUCCUGUAGGGGCUGUCAGGGUUGGAUAUGUGGAUGAUAAAUUUGUAAUAAAUCCACUUCGCCAUGAGCUGGAGCAGAGUAAAAUCAACCUCGUGGUAACGUCCAGUAAACAAGGAAUCGUUAUGUUGGAGGGCGGUGCCAAUGCCAUUGAUUACGAUUUGUUUAAGGAAGCCAUUAAGGUCGGUUACGAAGAGUCAUUUAAUAUCAUCGACAGUAUCGAGGAUCUGAGAAAAACGGCCUGCGAAAAUAAGUAUAUACCUAAACGUCUACCUCCCAGAUUUCAGGAUACAGAAAUACAGGAAGCUGUCUACAGGUUGUACAACACAAAGUUGACUGCAGUGUUUACAGAUUAUAAUCAUGAUAAGUUUUCAAGAGAUUUGGCUGUAAAGAAUGUUGUCAAUAGUGUGAUGAAUGAAUUAAAAGAUCUUUAUCCCUCCAUGACAGAAGAUGAUUUAAAUCAGUACAUUCAGAAGUGUAUUAAACAAGUCUUCAGGGAGAGUAUCUUUACCACAGGAAAAAGGUGUGAUGGCAGAAGUUUAACACAGCUCAGAAACAUUUCCUGUAGCGUAGACGUCCUCAAACCCCUGCAUGGAUCCUCUCUUUUCCAGAGGGGUCAAACACAGGUUCUGUGCACCAUGGCUUAUGAUUCUUUAGACAUGUCCUUAAAGUUUGAUCCUGUUGCACAGCUCAUCAGUGGUGCAAAGGAAAAGAAUUUUAUGUUACAUUAUGAGUUUCCAGCGUAUGCCACCAAUGAAAUAGGACGACCUGGUACAGCUACGGCAAGAAGAGAAAUAGGACACGGUGCCCUGGCGGAGAGAGGCCUGAGACCGAUCAUCCCAGACAAUCUUCCCUUUACUUUACGCCUCACCUCAGAAGUUCUGGAAUCUAAUGGAUCCUCCUCCAUGGCUUCUGUCUGUGGGGGGAGCCUGGCUCUGAUGGAUGCGGGGGUCCCAGUUAGGGAGGCAGCAGCUGGGGUGGCCAUCGGACUGGUGACCCAGACGGACAAGUAUGGGGAUAUCGCAUCACACAGGGUCCUCACUGACUUAAUGGGUAUAGAAGACUAUUUUGGAGACAUGGAUUUCAAAAUUGCAGGAACUAAAAAUGGAGUCACAGCAUUGCAGGCAGACAUUAAAUUAUCCUUUUUACCUUUAGACAUUGUAUUUGAGGCAAUUGAUGCUGGUAAAAGUGGAAUAAAUAGAAUGUUAAAGAUUAUGAACUCUGUGAUAAGUAAACCAAGGGAACCUAAAAGCAAUGCCCCAGUAACAGAGAAGUUUACCGUAAAUCCUCAGAAGAGAUCCCGUGUGAUCGGGGUCGGAGGUCAGAGGUUACGACAGCUGGCCCAGAAGACCGGUGUCCAGAUGUCCGUGCUGGACGAGAGCACGUUUGAUUUGUUUGCUCCGGACAAGACAGCCCUGUCAGAAGCCAAAGAAUUACUGAACGUCUGGCUGGAGGAAAAGGCUGCUCCCAAUCUGGUGUUUGGUGCUAUAUAUACGGUGAAGAUAUUGGAAGUAAAGGUAGCCGGUGCCAUGGUGGAGAUCCAUCCUAGCAUGGAGCCAGUAUUCAUACACAGAAAACAACUGGAUAUCAGAAUGGUUCAGGAUGCCACAGUUUUGGGAUUUAAGCCCGGAGAUGAGAUACAAGUGAAAUACUUUGGGAAUGAUCCCGUGAGUGGUGGGAUCAGACUGUCACGGAGGGUCCUUCUCUCUCCCGCAUUACCAGCAUUCAAGUCCUGACCCUGGCACUAUUCUAGUUUUAAUAUAUGAAUACUAAUUAUAAGAUCUUGUUCUUCCAAGAACAGAAAGAAAGAGAGGGGAUAGAAUGAGAAUUUCACAAACGAAAUGGAUGAAGAUGACCUGCUCAUCUUGAAUAUGCAAUCUUAAAGGACCUACAGUGUACUGUUUAUCUUGAGGGAGUUAGUAUUGAGCACUGCAA